ACCCAAACAAUGGAGCGAUGGCACACUUGUGACAGUUCCGUACUUUGCAACAAACACACUGGAUAUUGCUUACAGUAAGUAAGUAAAUUGUUUGUUAUCGAUUACAUCCAUUUGAUUAUCCGGCUGUGUUUGCUUAUUUGGUAUACAUGCUUGAAGUAAGUUUUUUGCCUACAAACGCUGAAAGCAGAGAGGUCAAGUGGGGAACAACAUGGCAGACGACUUCAGCCAAUCCCUCACCCCUCCGGUAUCGCCUACAAACAGUCUGUGUGAACUAACCUCAGCCAAACCACCUUGGUUCUACUGCUGUGAAUCAAAGGAGGAUCCAACUGGAGCACUCUCAAGUGAGGGGUACACUGCUACAGGUUCUUUGAAAAGGCUGCUGCUGAGUCUCGAUCCAGCCCCUGCUGACUAUGAAGGGGACACCGUGGAGCUCUUUGGUUUUACAUGGGUUACAGAGACAGCAUUGGUGGAAUCUACAAAGCUGCUCUUUGGCCUACUCAGGCUAACGAUAUGCAAGCUUGAGACUCUGGCACAAUGCAGCUCACGUGACUUUGGUCAAAAAGGCAACCUCCACUAUGAAGCAUCAGAGCUAAGACAACAGUGUGUUUCAUUUCUUCAAUAUGUCAAAGUCUUUCUGCACAGGUACCUUAGGGUUUCUUGCAGUCUGGAUGCCGAUCCGUUGCACCCUUAUGAGAAAUUGGAAGGUCUGCUCUCGUCUGUUCUAUUGGAGGAGCUGGUUGCCAUCACACUCCUCAUUGGACGACUUAAAGACCUCCCUGCUAACAUUCAGAAUGCUUUUACCAUACAGAACCCAGGAAAGAUUUUUCCUCCUCCUUGGCAUCUGCUGCACCUUCAUCUUGACAUCCAUUGGUCAGUGUUGGAGAUCCUGCAUCUACUUGGCCAGAAGAUGAAUGGCCAGGUGGUGUACGCACAUCAGUUUGUGAAUCUGACCGGCGAGAACUUGACUGAUACAAGUCUGUUUGAGGAGCACUUGUGCAGCCUCCUCUGUGACCUCACUGGUCUGGCCAUGGGCAAAUACAGCAAGGUGAGGCCUACAGAGGUUCUGAGCAGUCAUCAUUACCUUUGCUCUUGCACCAAAGAGCUGUGGAUCCUGGUCAUUCACCUAUUGGAAUACAGGAGUAAAAGGCUCCACUCACAGUCCUUCUGGAGCUACAUGAACUCACUGUUGAAGCCUCUUGUGGCGGGGACACCAGCAGCUGAGCAAUUCCGUGGCCUUCCUGCCCAUUGUAAGGACCCUUUAGGAUUCACAUGGUGGCUGAUCACUCAUUUAGCAAUGUUGGGGCAGUACAGUCAAAAUGGUAUAAUCCAGGAUGAGAAACCUAUAAAUGACAACUGGACAUUUGCGGAAGAGCUGCUUAAAUUUACCUGUAAGCCCCAGGGAGGACUUGUUGAGGAGCAAAUCAGGAUGCAUGUCCAUUGCUGUCUCUCUCUGUGUCUGCUAUGGAAACCCAGUACCAGUGCCGUCUCCACCCUCUGGGACUUCUUCAGCAAAAACCUGGGUGCCUCAUUCACGGUGCCUUGGCUUGGCUUGAGCGGCUUGGGCACUUUGUGCAAGACUCCACUGUCUUUGCUGGAGCAGGCACGCAACUGUUGUGUGCAAUUCCCUCUCCACUCUCUAGGCCACACCCAGUUGUACUGCUCAGCCAACUCCUUCCAUAUCUUCCUCCGAGUGCUGGCCCUGUGCCUGUCCCAGGACAGAGUGGGUGGAGUCCCACAGAGACAGAUCAAAGGAAGGAUUUGCUCUAAGUUCUCCUCAAAGAAGAUGCAGGAACUGUCGGAGGCAGGCCUCAUGAACUUCCUGCUCCUUUUUUUGGUGGUCGCUCAGAAGGUUGAGCUGGAAGACAUUGCCAGUAAAACGUGUGAGCUGCUCGGCUACUUGCCAUCUGACUGCCCCCCAAAACACCGCACUCUGGUGUGGAGGGGACAACUGGCACUGGUGUUGUUAUUUCAGGAAAAGGGUUUGGAUGUAGGCCCACUGGCGACCGGUCUGGCCUCAUCCUUCAGUGACACCGCUAAGGAGUUCUACGAUAAAACUACAGAGAUGUCCCGUAAACUUGCCCUCUGGGGGCCCCUAGGAUCAUACUUGGAGGGGGUGGCGGAAGUGUUCGAAACGAGCAUCAGUCUCAACCUAUCGGAAGAAAAACUCCUCAACGAAGGCUUUGUGUGGCUGCUGCCGGCUUGCCGUCAGUCUGAACUGAACUCUGUGCUUGGUUUUCUUCAGACGGUCCUUGCCCAGCUCAGGCAAGCGCAUCAACGCUGUGUCCAGCCAGGACCCCCCUUGACCUGGACGACUACCAACACCAGUGUGGUGAAAGAGCCUCACCUAGCGGUAGCGGCGGCCCUCUGGUUGCACUUCUUCCCCUUCCUCCGCAACCUACGCCUCUCCCAGACUCCUCCAAUUCAACUUGCAGAUGCUGCUGCAGGCUUCACAUUUCUGGCCUUCGAGCUGCCCGCCUCUGCUCCUCAGGACCUUCAACCUAAUCCAGUUCAUUCCAUCUUGCAAUGCUUUGGCUGGGAUGACAUGGUUCAUCCGCUUCUUGUCACACGCUACCUUCCGCAUCUACUUCAAAACAGAGAGCUGGUGUCUUCACUUAGCAGCAACCCUGGUGUCUCUUCGUCAGCUUCGGCACAAUGUCAGUCAGUGAGGGCCUGGUUCCGAUGUGUUCUCCAGCAGCACCUUCACAAGUGCCUUGAUGGAUCUGAUAGCAGAGCAGACCGGGUUUUGGAGGAGCAACUGUGUGAGCUGACCCGACUGGUGCUGCUGCUUCCUGAGGUGGAAAGUCUUCUUCAGACAGCCAACCUCCUUCGCUCCGGCACCAGGACAGAACCCACCUCAGCCCUGGAGAUGUUUGUAAAGGCCGUAGGCAUUGUGUACAGCAGACUGCAGAGUUUGUCUGAGCGUUCAGCCAUGGUGACUAGAGCUCUGGACUACAUGGGAGACAUACUAAAACAUAUUAAACCCUCUUUGGUCAGCAAGAAUCCCAACGGAAUUCAGCUGGCCUAUUGGGCUGUUGGUUGCAUCGUGAAGCACUGGAGCCCCCUGCUGGUAACAUCCAAAGCACAGCAGUUGCUGUUCCGCAUUGUGGAUCGCUUGCUGCUCCCCAACAACCUCACUCAGCAGGACAAAGCUCUCAGGGACAGCCUGCCGUUAUAUUUGCAGGGCCUGUCAGUGGCAUCCAGUGUGUCCCAGUCGCAAGGGGCGUACCUAAAACAGCAGCUACACUCCAUCAUCCGCAGAUAUCUUGACCAUUUCCUUCCCGCCUCACCUUCUGUUGGCGCCAUUGCCAAUCACCCGGUGCUUCUUGGUGCAUGCGAGGUGACCCCGACCAUCCCUGGAGCCUCCCUGAGGAGGACCAUCCUGGAGGUGCUCCGUGAGAACUUCCUUCAGUUCAAAGGUCAUUCCCCUCCACCUCGUCUAGCGCCAGUCCUGUUGUUCCUGUUCGAACUUCUGAGGCGUAACAGUGACUCGGACCCCGCCUUACUCACUCUGCCACUCCCCUCUUUACUGCAUUGCCUGAUGCUUGUCAGUGAGCCGCAGGUGAGGAAGACGAGCACGGAUGCAGUACAACUUGUGGUGGAGCGCUGUGCAGCGGCAUCUGCAGAAGGAGCAUGCCUGCACUUAAUCUCUGUCUUAAAGUCAUUUGUGGAGGAGAAUGAGAGAGUCUAUGACAAGCAGAUUUACAGCGUUUUAGAGACAGUGGCUGUUUUAGAUCCUCCUGCUGUUCAAGCUCUCAUUCCUACCCUGUCUCUCAGUCUGAGAAACACAGAACACAAGAGGGGACUCGGCAAGAACACAACCUUAAGGAAUGCUUAUAAGAAAUUGCUGUGCCUACUCGGGGAGAGUGGGCAGGCAGAAAUAGCAAGUUUGGAAUUGGACUGAAACAAUUACCAAAGUCGGAAAAUCAUCUCCAAACAUUAUUUUCAUGUCUCCAUUUGAUCAGAAACAGAAAAGGGGAAUCCAAGUACGUACACCUCACAAAUGAUUUGAUGUCUUACUUACUUGUUGUUGUCAGCUGGCUAAGUCAAACUAAAAGUGAUCAGGCUUUUUGUGUUGAAUUACAUGCAAUUGCACUGAAGUAAUUCCGUUUUCUAUCACUGAAAUGCACUCAAAAAUGAAAUAUUAGCUUAUUACAAACAUUGGCAUUAAAUUAGUGUUCAUUAGUAAAUUACAUUAUGCUAUAUAUGAACAGCUGUAGCUCGUAAGUAUAACUGUAAUCAUGAUCAAUAAGCCAGGUUCUAUUGCACUGUAAUGGUGUAAAGACUUUAAGUCCAGGCUUGAAUGGGGAAGUGAUGCAGACAGUCAGGUCCUGGAUCUCUCUAUGUUGGAUUUCUGAAUUUCAAAAUUUAAGAUAGUCAUGCUGGAUAAGCCAAAAGAAGAUUCUGUACAGGAAUUUUUUAUAUUUUUUAUAAGGAGACUGCAUUUUAGUCCCUUUGCAAUCCAUAGCAGUCCUUUGCAAUAUCAUUUAGUUUGCUCCUAAUCACACAAAAUGUCACUCCGGUCUACCACAAUCACCAAGUAUCAUUUUCUGUCAUUUUCCAGCCUCAAUUCAUUGCAUCGCUUUGGUCUCACAUUGCCGUUCUGCUGCACUCUCAAUGUUGGCUGGAGAAUUCACGUAGCGCUUCAAUUUACUGUUCACUUAUCUAUUGCUGCUCAGUCAUCAAGACCUCAUUUUUCUAUCUAUGUUUCUUCUAUAAUAAUAAUAAAUGCCAUUGCAAUUCAGUUAUUUAUUUUUGAAAAGUUGAUACACUUUCACCAACAAGGGAUCAGUUGAGUCACACUCUUGGUAAAACAUACAAGUAUGUAUUAUCUGAGCAUUUGCAUACCCUUGACAAUAUUAAGCAUAUAUUGUUUAACAGUAAACAAGUCGCAACAUGUUAUGCAUUUUUCAAAUACAGAGGUUGAUAACACACACAAACUGCUGCCUUCUCUGGAUAUGGGAAAAAAAUCAAAAUGCUCGGGUUUAUUAACAUGUUAGUGAGUAAUUAGGCCAGUUAAAAAUAUGUU
This is a messenger RNA of Doryrhamphus excisus (bluestripe pipefish), 5026 nucleotides long. It is a transcript of the gene mms22l, whose product is annotated as MMS22-like, DNA repair protein. Gene Ontology annotation, cellular component: nuclear replication fork. The record is from RefSeq and is a predicted model, not a curated record. Gene Ontology annotation, biological process: replication fork processing; double-strand break repair via homologous recombination. NCBI's taxonomy places the organism in Eukaryota, Metazoa, Chordata, Actinopteri, Syngnathiformes, Syngnathidae.